GGGGCGUGAACCUUUAAACAGGCUCAGCUAGCUAAUGCUAGAAGAAAAUCGAUACCAGGAAUCUUUACUAAACGAAACCAAAUCGUGCAACGAAAAGUAGGAGAGGACGAUAAUCUGCUGCAGGAGGUUGACCUGCAAUCCUAUAAAGACCCAAUGGCCACCGACAUGCCCUUGGACACGGUGUCGGCUCCUGACCCUGGCCCAGCCUCACUCCCUGAUCCUGCCCCAGCCUCAUUUCCUUCUCUCAGCUCCAGUUCAGCCCCAGACCAGAUCCCUGCCCAGGAGCCAGCGAUCGCUGAAACCCCUGAAACUGCUGAGACCUCAGAACGAGAAGCUGCUCCAGUUCUCAGCCCAGCUCAGCCUGUGGGUCCAGAUGAACCCCCAACACUUUUUCCCGAAUCUGAAGUGCCCACAGGUCCUCAAAUGGCACCUAUACCACCGCCCCUGCCGAAGUUUGCUUCCAAGAACCCCAGCUGCAAAAUUAUGACCUUUCGGCCGACCAUGGAGGAAUUCAAAGAUUUUGCCAAAUAUAUUGUCUACAUGGAGAGUCAAGGAGCUCAUCGCGCCGGCCUAGCAAAAGUGAUUCCACCAGAAGGCUGGAAGCCUCGCAAGUCCUAUGAAGCAAUUGAAGAGAUGGUGAUACCAGCUCCUAUCAUGCAAGUGGUGACUGGUCAAUCUGGCCUGUUCACGCAGUACAACAUUCAGAAGAAAUCAAUGACUGUGGGUGAAUACCGCAAGCUGGCUAACAGCAAGAAGUACUGCACGCCACGCCACAAAGACUUUGACGACCUAGAAAGGAAGUACUGGAAAAAUCUGACAUUUGUGUCACCGAUUUACGGUGCUGAUGUUAGUGGUUCCAUCUAUGAUGAGGAUGUUCCAGAGUGGAACAUUGGCCACCUCAAUACGCUACUGGAUAUGGUCGAGCAGGAAUGCGGCAUUGUCAUCGAGGGUGUCAAUACUCCUUACCUGUAUUUUGGCAUGUGGAAGACCACCUUUGCUUGGCACACUGAAGACAUGGACCUCUACAGCAUCAACUAUCUGCACUUUGGACAACCAAAGUCCUGGUACACUAUCCCACCUGAGCAUGGCAAGAGGCUGGAGAGGCUGGCACAAGGCUUUUUCCCGGGCAGCUGCCAAGGGUGUGACGCCUUCCUUCGCCACAAGAUGACGCUGAUAUCUCCAUCCAUCCUGAAGAAAUACAGUAUUCCCUUUGACAGAAUAACUCAGAAUGAAGGAGAGUUUAUGGUGACUUUUCCUUAUGGCUACCACGCCGGCUUCAACCACGGCUUCAACUGCGCAGAGUCUACUAACUUUGCCACGCUGCGCUGGGUGGACUACGGCAAGAACGCUACCCUGUGUUCCUGUCGGAAGGACAUGGUGAAGAUCUCCAUGGACGUGUUUGUGCGCUGCCUGCAGCCCGAUCGCUACGAUAUGUGGAAGCAGGGUAAAGACGUUACAGUGCUGGACCACCUGAAGCCCACAGAACUGACCAGUCCUGAACUGGAGCUCUGGAGGAAGCAGCGCGUCACCUUCCGCGUGAACCUGCUGCGAAGGGCCAUGCAAAAAAUGAAGCAGGUGCGUCGUCUGAAGCUAGAGGAGGUAAAGGUGCUGGCAGAGGAGGGAAUUGAACUGAAUGCUGCCGAGUACCAGCGUCAGGUGGAGGAGCGCGAGGCGCAGCGCAGGCAGGAGAGGGAGGAGCGCCUCGCCAGAGAGGCCAUGAUGACCCUGGAGGCGAUGGAACGUGAGGAACAAGAGGCUGCUGCCAAAGCAGCAGGGACUCCAGUUGUUGAAGAGGCACCAGCACCAGAACCCGAACCAGAACCAGAGGCCAAGCCUCAGAUCUUGACGGAUGACACUGAGAAAAAGAAGCAGAAAAAGCCGAAGACGACGUCCAACAUGCCAACCAUCACGUCUGGAUUUGAACAAGCAUUUGAGCAGUUUGCUACGUCUUCUGUCGUCAAUUCAAAGAAGAAGAUGUUCAGUCAUUUCGACACUGAGUCAACAGACAUCCCCGUGGAAGAGACUCCCACCCAGGCGACCUACACCAAGACGAAAAUGCCAACAGAGGUGAAGAAGAGUCGCCGCCACCCGCUGAGCAAGCCACCCAUGCGUACCCCCCUGUCCAUCGUCAAACAAGACCCAACAAGUGACAAAGAGCUGUCCUCCCCGAUGUCGAUGGAUAGCAGCAUGAAGAAGCAGGAGCACCUGUGGCAGACUCAUUCACCCAACUUCGUGGCAGAGAAGACCUUUAACGAUGCGGUGGCUGUGCUCGAGCCGCAUUGUGCCGUCUGUUCACUCUUCUGUCCCUACAUACGGAAAGAGAAUACGGCUGAAUCCCCACCGGCCCGUCACAGCCAUCACGGCCGUUCAACUCGUCCGCUCGUCCCAGAGAUGUGCUUCAGCGUCGGAGCAGGAAACACAGAGCCACUGCCAACCAAUUAUCACAUUGGGGAGGAUGGAACCAGUCUCCUGAUCCGCUGUUCGUCCUGUAACAUGCAAGUUCAUGCCAGCUGUUACGGCGUGAAGCCAGAUUCUGUCAGCGCCUCCUGGACGUGCUCCAGGUGUUCCACAGGAACCUGGACAGUGGAGUGUUGUCUCUGCAACCUACGAGGAGGGGCUUUGAAGGUCACCACGGAUAACAGGUGGGUUCACGUUAUCUGUGCCAUCGGCGUGCCAGAGGUGCGCUUCGUCAACGCUAUCGAGAGAGAGCCCGUGGAUGUCAGCGCUGUACCAGAGAACCGCAAGAACCUGAAAUGUGUGUUCUGCCACGGGAGGAAUCCGAACCAGAAACACGGCGCCUGCAUCCAGUGCACAUACGAGAACUGUGCCACCUCCUUCCACGUCACCUGCGCCCAAAUCGCUGGCGUGGUGAUGAAGCCUGCAGACUGGCCCUACAUGGUGUCCAUCACCUGCCACAAGCAUAAAAAGAGCACUCCUAAGGUUCCUAAGCCCUCAAACUCAAACUCAAACUCAAAGCCCUCAAAGCCCCCGAAGCCCUCACCGAAGCCCUCACCGAAGCCCCGGACAGUACCCAAAACUCCUCAGGGCCUGGAUCUGGGCCACAGGGUGAUUGGCCGCAACAGCGACGGCUGGUACUACCACUGCACCACCAUCGGCAUGGCAACACAGACUUUCUACGAGGUCAACUUUGAUGAUGGCUCCUACUGUGACAACGUCCACCCAGAAAACGUACUUAGUCACGACUGCCUGCGCAACGGUCCUCCGGACGACGGGGAGAUGAUCGUGGUCGGCACACCUGAGGGUCUGAUCCUCAAUGCUGCUUUUGUCAAACCCCACACCCACAAGCUCUACCAGGUUGAGUUUCAGGACCGAAGUCAGCUGAUUCUCAAGCAUUCAGACAUCUAUCGCCUGGAAGCUGACUUACCCAAAAGGGUCAGAGCUCGACUGGCUAUACCUUCAGCGCAGGAGGAUGCUUCCUCAGCGGAUGAAGCCAAGGCGGCUAAACGUCCCCGUCUGCCCUCCAGUUCAGCGUUACCUGCCAACACCCCCAUGGAGACGGCCCACCCGGCCUUCCCUCAGACCGCAGCCCCGCUAGCAGCACCAGCACUCAAGCAUCACAGUAUUAGUACUCCGCCGGCGUCCAGACCUUUGUCCCAGCCGGCCGAGUCCCCGAUGGAUACGAGCGGCAGCCUCAGCGACGCGUUCACGGAGCCGCUCCUGGCCUCGGAUCCCACGCUGGCUCCGCACUCCGCUCCUUUCCAAGCCACUUUGAACUCUGACCCCCUCCUCUCGGCCCCGUCCCCUCAGCCGCCGCAGCAUCACCUGUCAGAAAGCUACACGCCCAGCAGUGGCUACGUCUCUUACAUGGAGACGCUUCUUCAUUCACAUUUUCCUCAGGACGAUAACCGGAGCUCCCUGUAUUAGAAACCAACUCCACUAUGUUAUUACUUAGCCAAGAAUGGCCGAGCCAACAGGAAGUAAGCUAAUGGAAGUGGACUCCGAGUGCUUUAUUAAAUGGACAAAUAUUUCCUUCACCAGCUCCGAGAGCUCUGAGCAGGAGGAGGAAGAGACACAGAAUCACAAGAGCACUCUUUUAAUGCAUGUUACUUUUUUGUUUUUGAGUUAAUGUAUUUACAUUGUUGUUUUAGUCUGCUAGAAAGCAGCAGCUGAAGAACUCAUGGCUUUUUUUUUUGUCUUUAGUUUUAACAUUAUUAUUGUUACUAUUCUUGUUUACCCCUCCCCUUUUUUUCCUUUCUUCUUAAGACUAUAUUGCUUUUUGUUUUGGGUCUGCUGUCGUGCUUUUCCUCCUCAUCUUAAUAUAAAUAUGACUGGGUGGCAUCAACUCCUUACCUCGUUGCAUUUAUUCAGUAAUAGCACACUUCACUUUUAUUUCCAUAGGAAGCUAAUUAUUAUAUAUGAUGGUCUUUAAUAAUAGACUAAAACCUCCACUUUUCUUUUCUUAAAAUAAGUAACCAGCAACAAGAUUUAUAUAUUUUUCAGCCCAACCAACGAUGGCUUUGAAACUGUUUAGGAUCAGUGUUACAUUGUCCAUCUAUGAAAUCUUUUCAGGAGGUGUUUUUUUUUUUUGUCUUUUCCGUUUUUUGCAGUGCAAGAGGUUUAAAGGGGAAAUGGGGUUUAAAAAAAACAACAAAAAAAGGAAAUGUAGUGGAAACUCAGUAUUUAAAUAUCUUAGUCAAAUAUUUAAAGAAGAUAUUUGUAAUAGAAGAAACAAGGUGAAUGCGAACACUAGUAGAUUUGUCUGCAGGAUGCAUUGAAGUUUUGUGAACAUGUGUCACAGUAGGUGACAGACGACACCUUUAUAUAUUCAUGUCAUUUGGCAACUCCACCUUUUUCACCAAAAAAAAAGCAAACAAUUCUCAGGGUUCCUACAUGUGUAAAAAUGAAAUUUUGUAACCUCCGAGUCUUCUUGUGGACGGGAGGGGACGACCCAGAGCUUUCGUUUUUCGCGCGGCUCACACAUCCAUUUAAGUGUCAUGAGCUAUAAUUACUAUGAUGAGCGACGUCCGUUUACCAUCUCAUAACUCAAACGAGCACUUGAACCGGCUAAAGAAAAAAUGUCCGUUUUAAAGAUUUAAAUAUGUAGGAACCCAAAAAUCUGGAUAUACUGAGUUAAUAUUGAUUUAAAAUUGUAUGUACAAAUCUAUAUUGUAAUUUGUUGUAUGUCUGUUUUUUCUAUUAUUGUACUUUCUGAACUGAAUUCACAAACUCGGCCUCUCAAAAUAUUAAUAUCUUAUUUUUCAGCAGGUGUUGCAGGAACAUUAGUUUGUGUAAACAGCGUUUAUUUUAAUUUUUUUCUCUGCAUACAACCCUUCUCUACGAGGUGCUACGAAUGAACGGAAACUACUGACGGACUGAUUUCUCCCGACACUGUCUCCUUGUACAUACCACAGGCCUUGUGUUGUGAAUGAAUUUACUAAAGGUCUCCUUUCCUCUCUUUUUGUCCUGUCACAGCUGAAAUGAAUGGCUCCUGUUUCCAAAUGAGAUCCAUCAGAAAAUGUUAAAUCAUGGAAAUUAAAAUGGGUUGCUCGUCGCCAGUUCUUCUGUGUUGUGAUUUCACUGACUUAAAACCUUCAUAAACUGCUUUCUUGGUCUU
Messenger RNA from Cololabis saira (Pacific saury), 5575 nucleotides. It is a transcript of the gene kdm4b, whose product is annotated as lysine (K)-specific demethylase 4B. Gene Ontology annotation, biological process: chromatin remodeling. Gene Ontology annotation, molecular function: histone H3K9 demethylase activity. The record is from RefSeq and is a predicted model, not a curated record. The transcript has 22 exons. Gene Ontology annotation, cellular component: nucleus. Bases 154 to 3885 code for a protein of 1243 amino acids. Lineage: Eukaryota; Metazoa; Chordata; Actinopteri; Beloniformes; Belonidae.